This is a messenger RNA of Vitis vinifera (wine grape), 3186 nucleotides long. RefSeq names its product probable splicing factor 3A subunit 1. Gene Ontology annotation, molecular function: protein binding; RNA binding. Bases 282 to 2726 code for a protein of 814 amino acids. The record is from RefSeq and is a predicted model, not a curated record. NCBI's taxonomy places the organism in Eukaryota, Viridiplantae, Streptophyta, Magnoliopsida, Vitales, Vitaceae. Gene Ontology annotation, cellular component: U2-type prespliceosome; U2 snRNP; catalytic step 2 spliceosome. The transcript has 3 exons. Gene Ontology annotation, biological process: mRNA cis splicing, via spliceosome; regulation of alternative mRNA splicing, via spliceosome.
AAUUUCUGAGAAAGAUACAAGUAGUUGUAGGGAUUUUUAUUCGGAUUUAAAUGGGAUCAGUUUCAAGUGAGUUGAAAUUUUUGUUUUCUCGUCUCCCGAACAGUCAAAGAUCCGCGAAUGGGAAUUUUCUCUUCUUUUCCUGUAUUGUGUGUGCUGCCAAUAGGCCCGUUUGGAGGAAAAACCUAAGAUCAUGCAGAUUGUUCUUUGUUAGACCAAACUGGGCUGACUCGUGUUACUUUUCCAGUUUAUAAGGGCUUUUCUUUUUUGUUUUUUUUGGAGAAAUGCUGGGUGCAUUUCCGAUCUUGCCCCUUCCGGCACCUCCCUCAGAUGGGAAUCUUGGCCCUCUUCCCCUAUCUCAGCUGCAGGAUCAGACAACGGAUGAGAAUGUGGAAACCGAGGAGAAGAACAAAGUCAACUCAGCUCCAGCAUCAGUUGCAACCCACACUAGGACCAUUGGAAUUAUACAUCCACCUCCAGACAUUAGAAACAUUGUUGACAAGACUGCACAGUUUGUUGCAAAAAAUGGUCCUGAAUUUGAGAAAAGAAUCAUUGCAAAUAAUGCUGGCAAUGCGAAGUUCAAUUUCUUGAAUGGUUCGGAUCCCUACCAUGCAUACUACCAACACCGCUUGUCUGAAUUUCGUUCUCAGAAUCAAUCUUCUGCACAGCAGCCUCCUUCACAACCUGCAGAUUCUUCUGCUCCUGAAUCUGCCCCAUCUGCUCCACAUGCUGACAAUAGUGAGACAGUGGUGAAGCCUGAUCCCUCGGCCCAGUUUAAACCAGUCCGCAAGGUUCUUGAGCCCCCGGAGACUGAGCAAUACACUGUUCGUCUUCCAGAAGGGAUUACAGGGGAAGAGUUGGAUAUUAUCAAGCUCACAGCUCAAUUUGUGGCUCGAAAUGGGAAGUCUUUCUUGACAGGACUGACCAGCAGGGAGAUAAACAACCCACAGUUCCAUUUUUUGAAGCCAACCCACAGUAUGUUCAUGUUUUUUACUGCACUGGCAGAUGCGUAUUCCAAAGUCUUGAUGCCUCCAAAAGGGUUGACCGAGAAGUUGAGGAAGAGUGUUACUGAUAUGACUACUGUGCUUGAGCGGUGCUUGCAUAGGCUGGAGUGGGAACGCUCACAGGAGCAGGCAAGGCAGAAAGCUGAGGAUGAGAUUGAGCAAGAACGGAUGCAGAUGGCUAUGAUUGAUUGGCAUGAUUUUGUUGUGGUUGAGACAAUAGAUUUUGCAGAUGAUGAAGAUGAGGACUUACCCCCUCCAAUGACUCUAGAUGAGGUUAUAAGGAGGAGCAAGAUAUCAGCGGCAGAAGAAGAAGAAUUCAUUGAGCCUGGAAAGGAGGUAGAAAUGGAAAUGGAUGAAGAAGAGGUACAGCUAGUUGAAGAAGGCAUGAGGGCAGCUAGUCUUGAAGAGAAUGAUGAUGAAAGAAAGGAGGCAAAAACAACUGAGGAACAGGAACCACCAAUGAGAAUUGUUAAGAAUUGGAAGAGGCCAGAGGAUAGGAUUCCUGCAGAAAGAGACCCAACAAAGUUUGGUGUCUCACCAAUCACUGGUGAGCUAAUUCCAAUUAAUGAGAUGUCAGAACACAUGAGGAUUUCUCUCAUUGAUCCCAAGUACAAGGAACAAAAAGAAAGAAUGUUUGCUAAGAUUCGAGAAACAACUCUUGCACAGGAUGACGAGAUCUCCAGAAACAUAGUGGGGCUUGCUCGAACCCGUCCUGACAUUUUUGGUACGACAGAGGAAGAAGUCUCCAAUGCUGUAAAGGCAGAGAUUGAGAAGAAGAAAGAGGAUCAACCCAAGCAGGUUAUAUGGGAUGGUCACACUGGAAGUAUUGGACGCACUGCAAACCAAGCCAUGACUCAGAAUCUGAAUGGGGAGGAUCUGAAUGAUGCUGCUAAUAAUGAUGCUAGGACCCUCCCUGGUCCUGCUGCUCCUCCUCCUCCCAGACCUGGUGUGCCAUCAGUACGGCCUCUUCCUCCGCCACCAGGCCUUGCACUGAAUCUUCCUCGUGUGCCUCCAAACACGGUCCAAUAUUCAGCUCCAACUAAUAGUGGACUACUUGCACCUCCUCCCCCCAGGCCGCCCAUUGUCUCUAUGAUUCCAUCAAUCAGGCCAGCACCUCCUCCAAUGUCAUUAACUUCAGGACAGCAACCCCUCAUGUUGAAUCGGCCGCCACUUCCAAUGCCACCAUCAAUAUCUGUUAAUGCACCUAAUAUUCCUGUACCACCUCCACCUGGGUCUCAGUUCAUGCCUAUGCCAGUGCCCCGUUCUUUUGUACCUCUCCCUGUUCCUCCUCCUGCCAUGCAUAUGAUUCAGCCUCCGCCAUUGCCUCAAGGUGUGCCUCCUCCGCCACCUCCUGAGGAAGCUCCACCACCACUGCCUGAAGAACCUGAACCAAAGAGGCAGAGGCUUGAUGAUUCUCUGCUUAUUCCUGAAGACCAGUUUUUGGCUCAACAUCCAGGACCAGUUCGGAUCACUGUAUCUGUUCCCAAUGUUGAUGAAGGGAACCUUAAAGGGCAACUUCUGGAGAUUACAGUACAGUCCUUAUCUGAAACUGUCGGUAGCUUGAAGGAGAAAAUUGCAGGAGAAGUUCAACUGCCAGCAAACAAACAGAAAUUAAGUGGAAAAGCUGGUUUUCUAAAGGACAAUUUAUCACUUGCUUAUUACAAUGUUGCAGCAGGAGAACCACUUGCUCUUUCUCUAAGAGAACGUGGUGGUAGAAAGAGAUGAACAGGUUUCCUUGCCCAGGCUUCAAAAGGUUCAUGUUGGAACUCACUUGUUACCAUGGGAAUUCUCCCUAUAAAAUUGUGGGACUCCAAAUUUCUACCUUCUCUAUUGUUGUGUUAGAUUGGUCGUGUAUUUUUGGGAUAAAUUUCUGAAACGUAUUAUCAUUAUCUUUGAACUGAUGAUAAGUGUGGUAUCUACUACAGAUCUGGCAUCAUGGCGAUUGUCUCUUAAGGGCAACAGGGAGUAGACAAGUUGUUUUUGCUUAGGCGGAGCAAGUCAUAUAUUUUAUCGCUCAUUACUGCCUCCUCUGUAUUUGCAGUUGUUCCUCUGAGAAAUAUGUGCACCAUAACCGUUUUUUGGUUUUAAUUAUUCCUAGAAGCUUUCCUAAUGUAGAGGGAAGCUCAUAUAUUACUAUAACUUUUUAAUGCUCUGGGUUGUUAAUUUUAUGGUUUGUGUUUGUGGA